UUACCUUCUGUUUGGCUGCCAUAUGGUUGUUUUGCUCAGUUGAAUUACUUAUAUUUCUUCUGUACUUUAUAGACCCUUUCUCAGGAGCCAAACAGAGGAAUUAUGGUUUUCCUUGUAGCUAUUUUAUAUUUGAAAUUUCAAAGGCCUAUUUAUCUCAACUAGUUGAAGUCGCUAAGUUAUGCAUUCCUCGGGCUCGAAUUUCGAAAGCUUAUAUAGUGUGCCUUAUUUAGACAUUGGAUUUUUAUUUGUCUUAAUGUAGUUUUGGUUUUUAUUUUUCAAGUUUGUUACUAUAACGCUAUUGGAAGAUUAUAAUUGGGUUGAUGUGAAUUCUUUUACCCCUAAAGUUUCCAUGAAAUAAGUUUGUGGAGGUCAAUAUCCAAGUUGCUGGUACAUGAAUUUGUUUGUUUAGAUUUCCCCAUUGACAAAGCUCUGAAUUUAUAAGUUGCAGUUUAUUUAUGUGUAUAUGUUUCUUUAGAUUGGCGUCUGUUGUUAAAUUGAUAUUCGUUUGCUUUCUUUCCUCUCCCACCCCUCUCUUCCCCCCUUUUCUGGUUUAAAGGCUUAUUCGAGGAGUUUUUUUUACUAAUGAAUAGGCAACGAUGGGAAUAGUUUAGAUACUCAAAGAGGAGUGGCACGGUGGAAAUAGCUGGAGGGUGAGGAUAUAGACUGUGGUUGUCUGAUCUUCAAUUUCUAGGUCCCGGAAGCAACUUACUUUCUAUGGUUGUGAUGGAAGAUCUGGCAUAGAGGUCAAUAUAAUGUCUUUGGAGCUCAUACCUAUAGGGACCAUCUUGACUGUGCUAACGAAUCAGGUCUUUAAAACAGCUCAAGCGGCAAAGGAUGUUCUUUUCGAAAAGGAGAGUUUCAAGGUCCUAUCAAAGCACUUGUUUGAAAUUGAACCAGUCUUAAAGGAAUUGCAGAGUCAAGAAUUAAAUGAUUCUCAAGCUGCGAGGCUCGCCCUGGAGUCUCUUGAAGCAGAUGUUAAAAAGGCUAAUAAUUUGGUUGAGAAGUAUAAAAAUUGUGCCCGAUUCUACUUACUGAUCAGGUGUCGGUACAUUGUCAAGGAGGUACAAGAAGUCACAAGGGAUAUUGGAAAGUCUUUGGCUGCACUGUCGCUUGCAAAUACUGAAGUUCUUUCACGGAUAUCAGAUCAGGUGCUUAGGUUACAGAAUGAGAUGCAGAGAGUGGAACUUGAGGCUUCGCAUUCUCAGCUCCAAAUUGUUGACAAAUUAAACCAAGGUAUUAGAGACCAGAAACUUGACCAGGGUUUUGCAAAUGACAUGCUUGAAGAAAUUGCGAGGGCAGUUGGGGUGCCCGUGGAGCCCUCUGAGAUAAGCAAAGAGCUAGCAAGCUUCAGAAGGGAAAAAGAAGAAGCUGCCAACAGGAAAGAAAGAGCCGAAGUUUUUUUUUUGGAGCAGGUUAUUGAGCUCCUCUCUCGAGCUGAUGCUGCAAGGGACUAUGAAGAGGUCAAGAAGCAGUAUCUCCAAAGAGUUCAGGUCAUAGAACAAUAUGAUGAUAGGGAAGAAUAUAUCCCACCACUUAAUUCUUUUCUUUGUUGUAUCUGUAAAUCUGUGAUGACUGAUCCUGUCAGCCUUUGCACUGGUACAACAUGUGAGCGAGAUGCCAUCAUAUCUUGGUUAGACAGUGGCAAGAGAACGGAUCCUGAAACAGGUGAGGUUCUCGAAGAUAUUUCUCUAAGGUCUAACCUUCCACUGAGACAAUCAAUAGAAGAGUGGCGAGAACUUAAUUACUGCCUCAAUAUACGAUCUUCCAUGGCAAAGCUGUUGUCAGGUGUCGACUCAUCUGUGGAAGAGGCACUGAGUCAGAUGCAAUAUCUUGUGAGAGAAAGUUCUAUUAACAAGGACUGGGUUUCCAUUGGAGGGCUUACUGAUUUUGUAAUCUCUAUCCUCGGAAGCUCCCACAACAGAGAUGUGAAGAGAAAGAUUUUGAUUACCUUGAAAGAUAUUGUAGAAGGGCAUGCAAGAAACAAGGAGAAAGUGUUCAAUUCCCGGGGAUGGGAUCACAUUAUUCCUUGCUUAGGGCGUGAUUCAAGCAUCUCGAAGGCCGCAGUUGAAUUGCUUUAUGAGUUGUUGCAAGAGAGAUCUAGCUGGAACGUGUCUGUCUGCAGGAAACUCUCUCAGCAAUGCAGUGCAAUUAUUUUUCUUGUCACCCUGUUAAAGGGUUUUCAGAGGGAGUCAGCACAGACUGCCGAAAAAAUCUUGAUGAAGUUAUUUGAGAUAGAUGAGGAGAAUAUUUCUCGUGCUGCCAAAGCUGGCUGGUAUAAACCACUUAUUGAACGCAUAGUUCAAGGGCCCCCGUCUUCGAGGAAGUCAAUGGUAAGAACAAUUGUUAAUACAGAAUUGACUGAUUUGAAUCUGAAGCUCCUUGGCGCGGAAGGGGUUAUACCUCCUUUGCUUGAGAUGACAUCUGGGAAUAUUGAGUCAAAAGAAUUAUCCUUAUCAGCCCUGGUUAAACUAUCAUGUUGCGAUGCCAAUAAAGAGCUCAUUGCUGGUGGUGGUGGAGUUUCACUCGUUUUGAAACUAAUGUUUGCUCCGAAUGUGCACACAGUUAUUGUUGUGAAAUGCUCUGAAAUCCUUGAGAAACUUGCUUCUGAAGAUGAUGGCAUUAAAUUCUUUGUCAAUGAAGGAGGGGCACAACUUGAGUUAGAGCCUAUCAUCACUAAUUUGUUAGCUUUGCAGCAGAAAGCUAACUCGGCCCAUAAUUUCCGAAGGCCAGCCUUGCGUACCCUGCUAGGAAUUUGCAAGUUUGAAGCAGGGUUGGUUAAGAAAGCGGUUCUCACUGCCAAUGGUGUGUCCCUAGUGCUUCCGCUUCUUGAUGACUCCGACUCUGAAAUUAGGGAGAUUGCUAUCAAUUUACUCUUCCUUUUCUCUCAGCAUGAGCCACAAGGAGUUGUGGAGUACCUUCUCAAGCCAAGGAGGCUAGAGGCCUUGGUGGGGUUUCUGGAGAAUGAGGAUAAGGGUGAUGUACAGAUGGCUGCUGCCGGUUUAUUAGCAAACCUACCAAAAUCAGAAGGACCACUCACCAUGAAGUUAAUUGAAUUGGAUGGAAUUGAUGCUAUUCUAAAAAUUCUACGAACUGGGACUAUUGAAGCAAAAGAAAAUGCUCUGAGUGCCCUCUUCAGAUUCUCAGAUCCCACAAAUAUUAAGUCGCAGCGUAUUUUGGUUGAAAGAGGAGCAUACCCUUUGCUUGUAAACUUUCUCAGGGCUGGUUCUGUAACAGCAAAGGCAAGAGCAGCAGCACUCAUCGGUACUCUUUCCAAGAGCAGUCCAAAGCUCACUGUUGUCAAAUCAAGUACUUGCUGGUGCUUCCAGCCAUCAGGUAAUCCUUUAUGCUCAGCACAUGGUGGUAUCUGUAGUGUGACCGAUACAUUCUGUCUGUUGGAGGCAAAGGCUUUGCCUGACUUGGUAAAGCUCUUAAGUGAAGAGGUUCAUGCAACUGCUUUUGAAGCAAUCCAGACACUUUCUACUUUGAUUCUGGACGGCUCUCCUCAGAGAGGGGCCAAUGUCUUACAUAAGGCUGCUGCCAUAAAACCUAUAUUAGAGACUUUGACGUGGGGAACGAAUUCUCUAAAGGAGGAGGCUUUGGGACUCUUGGAGAAAGUUUUUGUGCAAAAGGAAAUGGUGGAAUGCUAUGGAUCAACAGCUAGAGUACUUCUUGUUGGUCUAACUGGAAGGAAUGUUUAUGAGGAUGGCCAUCUGGGUAGGAAGGCUGCUAAAGUCUUGGCCCUCCUGGAACGCUAUUCAAGAUCAUCAACAUCUUUGAUUCCGGGACUAUAUGGGUGAAAUUUUAGCUACUGGGUUAAUUUAGAGUUUGCUUCUUUUUUGUGUUUCACCAUUCGCUUUUCUGAGUAAUUGGGAAGUCAGUAAUUAAGUCUCACUCCCAGGGCUUCAUUGUUUUAUUCGGUUCAUUUAUGGGGCCCCGAACUUUUAUCUAGUCAUGUUAUAUAUAACUCCCCACCAUUUGUAAAGAGGAAUAUUGGUUUCUAAUCUGUACUCUUAACAUACGUGAUUAUGUAUUCAGAUACUUGAAUAAUCUCCAGCCAAAGCCCUUCAGAAGAUUGUUAUGAACAUGUAGAUUAUACCAUGUGUUCGAUAAUCUACAUAUGAUUCUUUUGUGGUUUUA
Messenger RNA from Juglans microcarpa x Juglans regia, 4137 nucleotides. Its product is annotated as U-box domain-containing protein 43-like. The transcript has 4 exons. The record is from RefSeq and is a predicted model, not a curated record. NCBI's taxonomy places the organism in Eukaryota, Viridiplantae, Streptophyta, Magnoliopsida, Fagales, Juglandaceae. The coding region runs from base 753 to 3797 and encodes 1014 amino acids. Gene Ontology annotation, biological process: protein ubiquitination; cell surface receptor signaling pathway. Gene Ontology annotation, molecular function: protein binding; ubiquitin-protein transferase activity.